Molecule: messenger RNA, 1884 nt
Organism: Populus euphratica (Euphrates poplar)
Lineage: Eukaryota; Viridiplantae; Streptophyta; Magnoliopsida; Malpighiales; Salicaceae
Product: ABC transporter G family member 10-like
Exons: 2
Coding region: 55-1884 (609 amino acids)
Biological process (GO): transmembrane transport
Cellular component (GO): membrane
Molecular function (GO): ATP hydrolysis activity; ABC-type transporter activity; ATP binding
Source: RefSeq, a predicted model, not a curated record
UUUUUACUUUCAUUUCUCAGUCUUUUCUCUUCAUUUUUUGUAUACUAAAGCUCCAUGGAACUACCAAGAAUAGCUGCCAACUCUGGUAGUUUGAGAACUCGAUAUAUCAUCGAGACAAAGAACCUUUCUUACAAGCUAUGCGGUCAAAUCGAUGAAUUAAACUGGCUUCUCUGGAAGAAGACGGCGGAUGAUAACGCGUACAUUUUGAGGAAAGUGAAUUGUGAGGCACGACCUGGGGAGAUAAUGGCAAUUGCUGGUCCAAGUGGGGCAGGAAAGAGCACACUGUUGGAGAUUCUUGCUGGUAUAAUUCCACCUAGCAGAGUUUCUGGUGAAGUUCUUGUAAAUGGGCAGCCGAUGAAUGCCAGAUGCUUUCGAAGGUUAUCGGGGUACGUAGCACAAGAUGAAGCGUUUUUCCCACUUCUAACAGUCAAAGAAACGCUCAUGUACAGUGCUCGCCUCAGGUUGCCAGGCAGUUUCCAUACAGCUGCAGCUAUAGUUCAAGAAUUAUUGAAGCAACUUGGAUUGGAGCACGUUGCCAAUGUGAGAAUUGGCAGUGAAUCAAACCGAGGAAUUUCAGGUGGUGAGAAACGUAGAGUUUCUGUAGGCGUAGAUCUUGUUCAUGAUCCGGGUGUUCUUCUAAUUGAUGAACCAACAUCUGGAUUGGAUUCAGCAUCAGCUCUUCAUAUAAUUCUCUUGCUCAAAUCUAUGGCUAUUAAGCAAGCUAAAACAAUCGUUUUGACCAUCCAUCAACCUGGUUUCCGCAUUCUUGAGCUGUUUGAUAAGAUUCUGUUGUUAUCAAAUGGAACUGUUCAUCAUCAUGGUUCCUUGCAUCUCCUCAAACAGCGGCUUAGAUUUGCUGGUCAUUUCAUUCCUAGGCAUGUUAAUGUGCUUGAGUUCGCUAUCGAGAUGACAGAGUCCCUGGCCAUGGAAGAUAGUGAAGCAAGAGAAACAGAAAAUAGUGAUGUAGCACAAGAUGAAGAGCUUACCAGAAGGAAUAACCGAUACAGCAAUAUUGAAGAAACUAUUUACGCCAAUGGUCGAUUCAAGGAGGUUUUAAUACUGGGUCAGAGAUUCUCCCAUAUCAUUUGCAGAACCAACCAGCUCUUUGCUGCAAGAAUACUACAAGCAGUGCUUGGUGCGGUUGUUCUUGGAACUUUAUUCAUGAACGUAAUGAACGAUUCAAAGAGACAUAAACUUCAGACUCAAAUUGGGUUCUUUGUCUUCAGCCUCACCUUCUUGUUGUCAUCCACAGCAGAAGGGCAGCCCAUUUUCUUGCAAGAAAGAAGAAUUCUAAAGAGAGAAACCUCAAAAGGAGCUUAUAGAGUUUCUUCUUAUGUUGUAUCAAACACUCUAGUUUUCCUUCCGUUCCUUUUAGUUGUCGCUAUACUCUACAGCACCCCAGUAUACUGGCUGGUUGGAUUGAGAAGGACAACGGAUGGGUUUCUCUACUUUUUAUUGGUGGCAUGGAUGGUUGUUUUGAUGUCAAAUUCAUUUGUUGCAUGUUUUAGUGCUCUUGUGCCAAAUUUCAUCAUGGGGACCUCUCUGAUUGCUGGCCUAGUGGGGUCGUUUUUCCUUUUCUCUGGGUAUUUCAUACCGAAGGACGACAUGCCCAAGUAUUGGAUCUUCAUGCAUUAUUUGAGCUUGUUUAAGUACCCUUUUGAGUGUUUUAUGAUAAAUGAAUAUGGAGGAGAGGAGGGUAAGAGGAAGUGCUUGAAGAAUAUAGAAGGAUCCUGCUAUCUGUACGGGGAGGAGUUUCUGAAGCAACAAGGUGUUGAAGAAUCAAAUAAAUGGAGUAAUUUAGCAGUAAUGACAGGUUUCAUUCUUGGAUACAGACUUCUUUGCUUUCUAAUUCUGCUGUGCAGAUCAUACAGAACAAGAAUUUAA